Messenger RNA from Lolium perenne, 619 nucleotides. The record is from RefSeq and is a predicted model, not a curated record. Lineage: Eukaryota; Viridiplantae; Streptophyta; Magnoliopsida; Poales; Poaceae.
AGAUUUCGCAAGAACAAGAGAAAGCAACUCCAAUAAAUCGAUCUAUCCUUCUCCAUCGAUGGCGGCGAUCCGAUGUUCUGGUGCUGGCCGUAUGCUCCUCCGUCGUGCUCCGGGUCUCCUCCGGCAAGCAGCCCUCGUCAGCGAGCAGGGAGUGCUCCAUCGUCAGCCCAUCCGCGCCCUGGCGCCGUCCUCCAACAGAUACAUAAGCAACUACUCGGGCGGCCUCCUGGACUUCGAGAAGAAGCGGUUAGCGACAGAUCUGAUGAAGGAGCGUAGCCCCGACAACGAGAUUGAGAAUCUGGACGAGCUGCUCAACCUCAUGUCGUUCAAGUAUGCCUGCAGCGACCAACAUAAAAUCCAAGCAGGAGCGGCAAGGAACGCCAUACAGGACAAGAAGCUUGAGCUGGUUUCACUGCUACUGCGACCCGACAGCGGCGACGAGUACAAGAACAAGAUGAAGGAACUCGUUGACGUUGCUCGUCGCCACCGAGAAUCCCUCGUCCUAGAGGAUUUGAAGGCCAGGUCUGAACGGUUGGAAGAGCACCAAGCUAAGUUGAUCGCCGGAAUCCUGCUCUGGGGACUUCCGCUCACGUUAAUAACUUUUGCACGGUGGCAUUAA